AUGUAUAUAAAUAGUAGGUAUCAAUUUGAUGAGAAAUCUGUGGAGAAUAAGUGUGGCAGAAUAUUCAGACCUUGGGAUUGUGCUGGUGAAUCGCAUGACAGUUCCCAGGAUAGUACAGUUUCAACCACAACAACUGAAGAGUCUUCACGGCCCGAAUGUGUCAAUGAAAACAAUCCCGAACGAAUCGAUAUCAAAGCGGGCUUUAGACCGUUGCAGAGUAUUUCACAGCCACCUACAAACAAACCUGACAUCCACAUUCCAUCCCACUUUCCUCUAGAAUAUUCCGCGGAUCUUUACUCCAACUUAUAUCCAGAUAUUAUCCAGACCAGCCUAGCUCAAUCGCUUGGUCUCGCUGCAACUGAUCCUCUUCUUAUGGAAUCGAUGGCUCAAGGUAUCGCUUUGGAGGAGUACGCAAGAGUAUUGAAUCAGGAACACCAUGCGAAAGUUUUAGCAGCGAAAAAGCAGAGGCCUAAGAAAUACAAAUGUCCACAUUGUGAUGUUGGAUUUUCCAAUAACGGACAGCUGAAAGGACAUAUCAGGAUACAUACUGGUUAG
This is a messenger RNA of Leptinotarsa decemlineata (Colorado potato beetle), 555 nucleotides long. RefSeq lists its product as uncharacterized. Gene Ontology annotation, molecular function: RNA polymerase II cis-regulatory region sequence-specific DNA binding; DNA-binding transcription factor activity, RNA polymerase II-specific. NCBI's taxonomy places the organism in Eukaryota, Metazoa, Arthropoda, Insecta, Coleoptera, Chrysomelidae. Gene Ontology annotation, biological process: regulation of transcription by RNA polymerase II. The record is from RefSeq and is a predicted model, not a curated record.